AUGGCCAUGUUCGCGUCUUGCCGACGUGCAGCAUCUGCCAGCUUACCAAAGCAAGCUCUGCGCUUGGAACUGCCCGGGGCUGACCAGAGCCGAUUGAAUCUGACGAUUUUGCCCAUUCUGCACGGGCGCCUCAAGGGCCCAGGAAGCGGCGAAGAAGCCGCGCAGGCGAUCAGCGCCCUUGCUCCGCGCCAGGUGAUGGUGGAGCUAUGCCAGCGUCGGUAUGGACAGGUCAUGACAUCCUUACAAAUGGGUCUGCCUAUGCGGCCGCCAUCGAAGCUGGAUUUGCUGGGCAACGUCCAUGGAGGACUUCUUCAACAUGAACUAGCACCUAUUCUCCAGGCAGCUCGCAGUGUCGGUGCCGCUAUCCUGCCAAUCGACAGGCCGCAAUCCGCUACUCGAAGUCGAGUCGCUCACAGGCUUUGGCAUCCCAAGCUGCUGCAGGGCCUCCUGUCCUUUGCUGGCUACUCAUUAAGGAAGCAGCGGGACAGUCUGUCACCUGCGCUGCCUUACGAUGCAGAAGAGAUCCGGCGUGAGUUGGAGCGCUGCUGUCCCGUUGCGCAUGACGUGCUGAUUGAUGAGCGCAGCUUUUACUUGGCACAGCAGGUGGCGGUCUCGUCGGUGCCGGAUACUGAUGUGGCCGUGGUUUGCAGCGCACCGAUGAGCACGUACUUGGUGUCUGCACUUCGCCAAGUGCCUGACAUGCAGAAGGCUAAGGACCCUCAAGCUGGUGCGACGAGGCUUUUGAAGUUGGCGAAACGGGGAGUCCCAGUGUGGCCACUCUAUGCUUUUGCGUAUGGCGUGGUGCCUGCUGGCCUGACUGCCUUCGCCGGCGUUUGCUUCUGGGAUGCUUUCCUAUACCCGGCCUUGUUUCAGGAAAUGUCCAGCCAGCCAAGGGCAUGA
Symbiodinium sp. CCMP2456 is the source of this 900-nucleotide messenger RNA. The record is from the annotation of a GenBank genome assembly. NCBI's taxonomy places the organism in Eukaryota, Dinophyceae, Suessiales, Symbiodiniaceae.